Messenger RNA from Alternaria incomplexa, 1035 nucleotides. RefSeq lists its product as uncharacterized. The record is from RefSeq and is a predicted model, not a curated record. Gene Ontology annotation, cellular component: endoplasmic reticulum membrane. Lineage: Eukaryota; Fungi; Ascomycota; Dothideomycetes; Pleosporales; Pleosporaceae. The coding region runs from base 1 to 1035 and encodes 344 amino acids. Gene Ontology annotation, molecular function: metalloendopeptidase activity. Gene Ontology annotation, biological process: CAAX-box protein processing. The transcript is spliced from 4 exons.
AUGCCUCCACCCCUCAACGGCUGGCGCGACAAGCUCAGUGCGCUCGAAGACUUGUACCAGCGCCAUGUCAAGGGCGUUCCCAAACCGCCUGUUCUUUCGUCGAGAGUUGCGGCGCUUCUGUCGGCCGCCUAUGUCUUCAUCUACGUAAUCCCCUUCUACCUGUCGCCCGCCACGCGACCCUCUCCGACUCUUACGCGCGAUGCGCCGUCGUCGAUACGCGCCCGGGUGCGCGCAGUGACCUUUUCCACCGUCCUAUGCUCCGUCCUCACCAUCGUCGUACUGUACCAACAUGACGCAUCGGCCAUGGAGAUCAUCCGUUUGCUUGGCAUCUGGCCUGUUUCACUUGUAGAUACCAUCCGGACCAUGCUUCUGGUGACUAUCCUCUUCGCGGGUCCCAUCUUCGAGCAUGGCAUUGUAGAUGGCGACUGGAGAGACUGGGUCAAACUAAAGGGCGUCCACGAGACCCUGAGCAGCUGGAUCGGAUACAGGAACUACAUAGUCGGCCCCGUUAGUGAAGAAGUCGUGUGGCGCUCGUUAAUCAUCCCCCUCCAUGUCCUCGCGCAGUUCUCCGGCAAGCAGAUCGUCUUCCUCACGCCACUGUAUUUCGGCAUCGCGCAUCUCCACCACCUCUACGAGUUCCGCAUAACCCACUCUGAAGUCUCGCUCUUCGUUGCCGUGCUCCGCUCACUCUUCCAGUUCACAUACACGUCGCUCUUCGGUUUCUUCGCAGCCUUUGUCUUCAUAAGAACCGGAAAUGUCUACACGUGCAUGGUAGCGCAUACCUUUUGCAACUGGAUGGGCCUUCCGCGGUUCUACGGCCGUGUGGGUGUCGAAGCCGGCAGUCCCAUCGGACCGCCAGACGUUGACAAGAAGGACGAUGAGCAGAAGAGCGUCCCACUGUAUCGGGGCAGGGGUGUUGGAUGGACCGUGGCCUACUAUAUUGUGCUUGUAGCAGGCGCUCUGGGCUUCUACUAUCAGCUCUUUCCGCUGACUGAGAGCAGUCACGCCCUGCCUGUAGACUUGACGAAGGCGUAA